CUGAAUUGUCCUGCUAAUGCAAUGCAAGUUUUUAAUAAUACUAAUAAGCAGUUACAUGUUAUGAUCUAGCAAAAUUACAGUCAGGAUAGUGAAAUCCUUAUUUAUUGAGAGUUUCUUAUGGCAGUUGUUGUUACGGUCAUUUUCACAACUGCACUGGCGACUUAGAGUUUGCUGUCUAUUUUAAAUAAGUGCCACUGAAAUAUGAUAUGGUAUCUUUUAUCUUUGGGGAAUACUUUCAGCCUUGUUGUGGUGUCUCAGAAUGGUGUUUAAUAAUAAGAAAAAAAAACAAUUAGCAUCCCAAAAUAGAUGUCAGACAGGCCCAUGUGAUCUGGAGUGAAAUAAAAUAAGUAGCUGUCUCUGGGGUGAUUAGACGACUUAGUGUUGAUAAUAGCCUCAUGAAAUGUCCUCGUCUAAAUGGUUAGGCUGUCAAGGGCAAACCUACCGAGGGGAUCAGAAACAGCUGGCAAGUGAUACAACGGCGUUGAUAAACUUAGCUUUGAUAGGGAAAUGUAGCCGCGCUCUGCACAUGGAAGCAUUAAAAUGAUUUAAGGGACACUGGAAUAGAACGUCGUGGCCUGGCACUAAACAUCAGGGGUGAUAAAAUAGAGAGAGGGAGAAAGGGAGGAAAGGUUGUGCGGUGGCCAUGACAACAGCAAACCAUAACUUCACCUAUUCACCGUGACUGAGCAGUAAUUUGCCAGUAAACUCUCAAUCCUUUCCCUUUGCAGCAUGGCUAGUACAUCAACAGAGAUCUUUCCAUUCAAGGACCAAGAGCUCCCCGCACACCUCCUGUUUCAGUUGAACAUACUGAGACAGGAGCAGAUCUUCACCGAUGUGAUCUUGUGCACCGAAGACAAGGAGAUCCCAUGCCACAGGAACGUCUUGGUUUCCAGUAGCCCAUACUUCCGAGCCAUGUUCUGCAGCAACUUCCGGGAGAGCAGCCAGGCUAGAGUGGACCUGAAAGGCAUCGCAUCGGAGGUCAUCGAAUGUGUUGUGGAUUACAUCUAUACUGGUACCAUCACCAUCACCAUGGAGCUGGUGCUGCCCCUGAUGCAGGCGGCCUCCAUGCUGCAUUACGGGAGGCUCUUCGAGGCCUGCUCCACCUUCCUACAGGAACAGCUCAAUCCGGAAAACUGCCUGAGCAUGAUCCGGCUCUCAGAGAUCCUUCACUGCGAAAGCCUCAAGGAGAGAGCCAAAGAAAUGGCUGUGCGGUGUUUCUCGGAUGUAGCUGCUUCUGAGGACUUCUGUGAACUCUCUCUUCCUGAGCUAAUGUGCUACCUGGAGGACGACCGACUGUGCGCGGAGGAAGAGCAGGUUUUUGAGACAUUACUUGCUUGGAUCCACCAUGACCCCUUUUCCCGGCGAGGAGCUAUUCAUGACCUUUUUAAGAAGGUCCGUUUGCGGUACAUCCAUCCGACAUACCUCUUCCAGUUUAUCGCCAAUGAUCCGCUCGUCCAGUCGUCUACGCUGUGCACCGAGAUCAUCGAGUCUGUACGACGUCUGAUGUUUUCCGUAAGUGCCAAAUGCACUCAAGAGCUGAAGCCACUUUGGACCACACCGCGUCGUUACACGUGCCGGGAGACUCUGGUGGUGGUUGGAGGCCGCAAGAACAAUGAACAGACGUCUCGAGAGGCGCUUCUCUACGAUGAACGGACACAACGGUGGCAGUGGCUCGCCAAACUACCUCUGCGACUCUACAAGGCGGCGUAUGUGUGUAUUCACAGCAUUCUGUACGUGGUUGGUGGCCUCAGUCUUAGUCUGGUAUCUGGAGACAGUGCAGUUAGCGCCACAGUUUAUACUCUCUCAUUGAAGACCAACCAGUGGAGGACCGCCGAGCCCAUGCUGGAACCACGUUACGCCCAUCAGUGCGUCUCCUACCUUCACUUCAUCUUCGCUCUUGGUGGAAUAGGGCCGGAUAAGCAGAUCUCAAAUAUGGUGGAGCGCUACAACAGCAUGUUCAAUCAAUGGGAGGCCAUGGCGCCGAUGCCCACAGCAGUCCUACACCCUGCAGUCGCAGCCAACGAUCAGAGGAUUUACGUGUUUGGAGGCGAGGAUGCCUUGCAGAAUCCAGUGAGACAAAUACAGGUUUAUCACAUCUCCCGCAACUUGUGGUCUAGACUGGAAACCAGGACAGUGAAGAACGUCUGCGCACCUGCUGCUGUGAUAGAAGACAAGAUUUAUAUUGUUGGAGGAUACACAAGAAGAGUGAUUGCCUAUGACACCAAAGCUAAUAAAUUUGUGAAGUGCACCAACAUGAAGGAGAGAAGGAUGCACCAUGCGGCCACAGUCAUCAAUAACAAACUCUAUGUGACCGGAGGACGUUUCCUCAACAGUCAUGAUGUCAUCGAAGACUCAGACUGCUUUGAGUGCUACGACCCUAAAACAGACGUGUGGACUUCUAAAGGAUCGUUACCGUACAAACUGUUUGAUCACGGUUCACUGUCGCUGAUUUGUGUCUCCAACCGCCCCAACCCACCAUGACUGCUCAGAGAACACAACAUCUCUGCUUGGGCGUCCCGUUCGCUCCCCUGCUCAUUAAGGGAAAUUAGAAAUAUGGGGCCACAGCUGAGACUGGAAACCAUCUGAGGAAGAUUGCAUUCGUUUGUGGGUUGAGUACAUCUCAGCUGUGGCUUUGAUGGUAUGCUGCUGGUGCUCGCCAGCAUCUGUGCCGUCUUAAAUCAAAAGAGAUUUGAGCUGGCAAUCGCAAGUGUCACAGUGGACCUCAGGGAGUGAGCCCAGGACCUCAGAGCAAAACGGCAGACUUAUGCAAUGUACAGCUGUCCCUGAAGAACUGUGACCCGAAAAUCUUCAGACAGAUGUUUCUCAUCAUAAUCUCCUUCUCUCAGAAUGGCUAGAGCAGCCCAAUUUUAGUCAAUAGUGCCUUGUUAGCAUGAAUUUAAUUGGAAUAUGACAAUAAUUGUAUAUGACAAUCUUUUUAGCCAGUGUAAAAUCUACAAGCAUAAGGACAUGACUGUUUGUUGAAGUAAUCGGUGAAGUGAAGAGCACAUUCCCUGAGAGCUGUGGUGUGUGGUCAGUUUUAUGUAAUUAACGAAGGCCAAAAACGAACCUAAUGGAUCAUGAAAUGCUUGAUGUACCAUGCAUGCUAAAAGUAUGUGGACACCUGAUUCUAAUUAACAUGGUUUACUAUUUCUGCUACACACACACAUAUCUAACAGAUGCAUAAAAUCAAGCAUACAGCCAUGCAAUCUGCUGAGAUGAACAUUUUCAGUAUGGGGCCCUUUUCUGUUCCAGCAUUACAAUGAACCCAUUUCGGGGUUUGGAACAUGGAAAUUAACUGGGGUAAACUUUUAUAGAUGUACAAGGGUGAUUAUAUUCAAAUCAAAUAUGCUUUUGGAUUUCCAAUUGCUCCAUCAGCAAAAUGAUAAUAAUAAAAAAAAAAAAUCAACAGCAGUGGUCAAGUCAAACUUUUUGACGCGAAGGUCCCAUCUUAUUUUAGGGACAGCAACUAUUAGCAUUUUAGCAAG
This is a messenger RNA of Sinocyclocheilus grahami, 3485 nucleotides long. It is a transcript of the gene klhl38a, whose product is annotated as kelch-like family member 38a. Gene Ontology annotation, molecular function: protein binding. NCBI's taxonomy places the organism in Eukaryota, Metazoa, Chordata, Actinopteri, Cypriniformes, Cyprinidae. The transcript has 3 exons. The record is from RefSeq and is a predicted model, not a curated record. The coding region runs from base 730 to 2481 and encodes 583 amino acids.